AUGACAGCGAAUCUGAAGCGAGGAGCGAGUACAGAGAAUGAUAAGAAGCCAAAGAAAGCUAAACAGAAUAUUGGAUCAGAUUCUGAGUCUGAAUUGAGUGACGUGCCUGAUGAGCCACAACAACCACCACAAGUAGAACAAGUUACUCAAGUCAAACAAGAAUCGCCUUCAAAUCUCAAACACGCAUCAGAUGUCACUCCCAAAGUAGAAAAUACAAAUGGCUUGGAAAAUUCAAGUGAUUUGGUUAAUCUGAAGGAAAUAGAGAAUAACAAGGUUAGCAAUGAUCAAGACUUGAAUACUUCGACUGUCUCCCCUAAGAAAUCAUCCAAAUCAAACAAACCAUCAGAAGACAGCGACUUUGAUGAAAAACCAAAGGCUAGAAGUUCACGCAGAUCAGCCAGCGCCAAGAAGGAGAAGAAGGAAAAUGUCACCGAUGAUGAGAAGAAAACACCCAAGAAAACACCAAAGAAUUCUUCCCAACCACCCAAUCAAACACCGAAUGGUGACGUUAAAGACGAAGGCGAUGACGAGGAUGAUUACAAGUGGUGGGCUGAACAAGGCGGUUUCGGUGAUGGUACUGAGAGAUGGUCUACUCUAGAACACAACGGCGUAUUCUUCCCACCUGAAUACAUACCCCUGCCUAAACAAGUCAAAAUGAAAUAUGAUGGAAAAUUAGUUGAACUGUCAAACGAGGCUGAAGAAGUUGCUGGUUUCUAUGCUGCCGUCUUGGGGUCUGAUCACGCUGCUGAUGAGACAUUCAACAAGAACUUUUUUCAAGACUUUCAGUCGGUUUUGAGGGAUCAUCCUCCACUCGACGGUACAAAGAUUAAAGAUUUCGAAAAAUGUGACUUCUCCCCUAUCAGAGAACAUCUCGACAUCGAGAAAGAAAAGAAGAAGGCAAUGACUAAAGACGAAAAGAAGCACGCCAAAGAGCAGCGUGAUGAGAUUGAAAACCCUUUUACUCACUGUCUCCUCGACGGUCGUAAAGAGAAAGUCGGUAACUUUCGCAUAGAACCUCCUUCUCUGUUUAGAGGUCGCGGUGCUCAUCCUAAAAAAGGUAAACUCAAGCUACGUAUAAGGCCAGAGCAAAUCACUAUCAAUAUCGGAAAAGACGCUAAGAUACCAGAUGCUCCACCAGGCACCAAUUGGGGUAGUGUCCAGCACGAUAACACAGUCACCUGGUUGGCUACCUGGAAGGAAAACAUCAACGGUGCUUACAAGUAUGUCUACCUCGCUCCAGGUAGUACUUUAAAAGGUCAGAGUGAUAUGAGUAAAUUUGAAAAGUCUAGGGAGUUGAAGCACUACAUCGGCAACGUCCGUGAAAGCUAUGAAGCUGAUUUACAAAAUAAAGUCAUGUUUGAUAGACAGAGAGCCACAGCGGCAUACCUUGUCGACAGACUUGCUUUGCGUGCUGGUAAUGAGAAGGGAGAAGAUGAAGCUGAUACAGUUGGAUGUUGUUCGUUAAGAUGCGAGCAUGUCAUGCUACGACCACCUAACCUAGUCACCUUUGAUUUCCUGGGUAAAGAUAGUGUGAGGUUUUACCAAGAGGACAUUAAAGUCGACCCUCAAGUAUUUAAGAAUCUACGCAUAUUUAAAAAGGAGCCGAAAGGACCACAAGAUCCAAUUUUCGACAGAAUUCAUACUACAGUACUCAACAACUACUUCCGCGGGUUCAUGAAGGGGUUGAGUGCCAAGGUGUUCCGUACAUAUAACGCGUCUAUCACGUUCCAGGAGGAACUCAAACAGACUCCUAAUGAGGGCACCGUGGCUGAGAAGCUGCUGUCAUUCAACAGAGCUAAUAGGAACGUGGCCAUUCUGUGUAAUCACCAGAAAAAUGUGUCCAAGAGCCAUGAUGCAACGAUGGAUAAGAUGGGCGAUAGACUCAAGGCAUUAAAAUACCAACGCAGGAAGCUGCGUCAGAUGCUUGCGCAGGUGGCGGACGAUAAAAAGGUUUACAAGGACCACCCUAGUUUCAAAGACGAGGAAUCAGAUCUAGAGGAUGAGUGGAUGGAUGCGCAUGAGGAGAACGAGCGUGAUAAGGAGGUGGAAAGGCAGAAGAAGAAGUUUGAGAGGGAUAAUGAGAAGUUGCGCAAUGAAGAUCAGAAGGAGAUGAAGCCGGAGGAUUUGGGGGAGAGGUUGCAGGAGGUGGAGGAAAAGUGGAAGACAGUCACCAAGGAACGCAGAGCUGGGAAACCAGAUGUCGGGAAAAAGAAUCAGACACAACUCACAACUGCAAUGCAAAAGAUGGAGGAUCGUCUCGAGGCAUUCAGAGUAAAUGCAUCGAACAAGGAUGAAGUUAAGGAUGUUUCGUUGGGAACGAGUAAGAUUAACUACAUAGAUCCACGCAUAACUGUGGCAUGGUGUAAGGCAUAUGAGGUGCCUGUUGAGAAGGUAUUUGCAAAGACACUGCUUACUAAGUUUACAUGGGCCAUGGAGACGAGUCCUGAUUGGAAAUUUUAA
Molecule: messenger RNA, 2460 nt
Organism: Wallemia ichthyophaga EXF-994
Lineage: Eukaryota; Fungi; Basidiomycota; Wallemiomycetes; Wallemiales; Wallemiaceae
Product: DNA topoisomerase 1
Exons: 3
Coding region: 1-2460 (819 amino acids)
Biological process (GO): DNA replication; chromosome segregation; DNA topological change
Cellular component (GO): nucleolus; chromosome
Molecular function (GO): DNA topoisomerase type I (single strand cut, ATP-independent) activity; DNA binding
Source: RefSeq, a predicted model, not a curated record